This is a messenger RNA of Klebsormidium nitens, 911 nucleotides long. Lineage: Eukaryota; Viridiplantae; Streptophyta; Klebsormidiophyceae; Klebsormidiales; Klebsormidiaceae. The record is from the annotation of a GenBank genome assembly.
AUGAAGGCGUACGUGCGGACCACGAAUGAAGAACGGGUGAAGCAGAAGCUUCUUCAAGGACUCGACCGCCUGGAGAGAGCACACCGGUUGGAGCUGUCCACAAAGACCGGCAUGCCAGCGACCAACGGGGGAGAACGCGCGGACAACACGAACGAGCUUCAACGCCUGAAUCAGACGAUCCAGAGCUACCGAAAGUAUUUUGAGGACCUCAAGCAGACCACCAAGAGUUUGAAGACCGAAGUCCAACGUCAGCUAACGGAGAAGGUGAAAGAGGUCGAGACGUUGACUUCGGAACUGCGGGCGCUGCGGAACAACGUUCAAGCAUGGACCGAGAGAGAGGACGCAAGUCGGAAAGAGGCCGAUGAACAUUCUGGAUGCGGUAUCUGCUUUGAAGCGUGGAGCAAAGAAGUCCGGCGGGCUGCGUUUGACUGUGGUCAUGCGACAUCGUGUAUCGACUGUAGCAGAGACUACCUUGAAAGCGAAUUUGCACGGGCUAAUAAUGCAAAGCGGCCCACCUUCAAGUGUCCACUUGGCUGUGCCUUGAAGAGCAAGCACCUCAUUGAGCUUUACCUUUGAGCCCUGGAGCUGAUGCAGCUUGUCAGAUGUGAGGACAACGGAUAAUCUGCACGUGUAGCACUGUUCGGGUGUUGUGCUUUCAUGUACUACUAGGCUCGAAUUACAAACUUGUAUUGUACGUUCGGUUGCUAGGACGCAAGCUCCAGGAGGCUAGAUUAGGAACUGUUCGUACGUCAUUAUGUGGGCGGUACAUCAAGUGUAGACGUUGACAUUGAUUUUUUUCGGGAGACCGCACUACUGCCGGCCCCUGGAUUGACUGUUCAUGAUUCAAGCCGGCAUGAUCGCAUACCUACAGCGACGUGUGACAGUCUACAAACGUUAAGUCAGUCUCCGAU